This is a messenger RNA of Oryza brachyantha (malo sina), 3472 nucleotides long. RefSeq names its product eukaryotic translation initiation factor 3 subunit A. Gene Ontology annotation, cellular component: multi-eIF complex; eukaryotic translation initiation factor 3 complex, eIF3m; eukaryotic translation initiation factor 3 complex, eIF3e. Gene Ontology annotation, biological process: formation of cytoplasmic translation initiation complex; translation reinitiation. Gene Ontology annotation, molecular function: translation initiation factor activity; mRNA binding. Lineage: Eukaryota; Viridiplantae; Streptophyta; Magnoliopsida; Poales; Poaceae. The coding region runs from base 153 to 3143 and encodes 996 amino acids. The transcript has 14 exons. The record is from RefSeq and is a predicted model, not a curated record.
UCCGCCCCCGCUCCCGCCCGCUCCCAUCCCCAUCCCUCCGCCCAGAUCGCCGCCGCCGCAGACGCCGCCGACGGCCGGACGGCGACGUCCACCGCGCACGUCUCCGGCGAUCUACAGGAGUAGAUCGCUUCCGGAGACCUCCCGCUGCGGCCAUGGCGACCUUUGCAAAACCUGAGAACGCGCUCAAGAGAGCGGAGGAGCUGAUACAUGUUGGGCAGAAGCAGGCAGCCUUACAGGCUUUGCAUGAUCUCAUAACCUCAAAAAGAUACAGGUCAUGGCAGAAGCCACUCGAAAGGAUCAUGAUGAAGUAUGUAGAGCUCUGCGUAGACCUGAGGAAAGGCAGGUUUGCGAAAGAUGGCCUUAUUCAGUACAGGAUUGUUUGCCAACAAGUCAAUGUGUCAUCCUUGGAGGAGGUGAUAAAGCACUUCAUGCAGCUUUCCAAUGAGAAAGCGGAGCAAGCCAGAAACCAGGCACAAGCACUGGAUGAUGCUCUGGAUGUAGAAGAUCUGGAAGCAGACAAGCGACCAGAGGAUUUGAUGCUCAGCUAUGUUAGCGGGGAGAAAGGGAAGGACCGAUCAGACAGGGAGCAUGUCACACCGUGGUUCAAAUUUCUCUGGGAGACAUACAGAACAGUUCUUGAGAUAUUGAGAAACAAUUCAAAACUUGAAGCGUUAUAUGCUAUGACUGCGCACAAGGCUUUUCAAUUUUGUAAACAGUAUAAGAGGACCACUGAAUUCCGAAGGUUGUGCGAGAUAAUCAGAAACCAUCUCGCUAACUUGAACAAAUACCGUGACCAGCGAGAUCGUCCUGAUCUGACUGCCCCAGAAAGCUUGCAGCUAUACCUGGACACUCGAGUUGAACAACUAAAAAUUGCUACAGAUCUCUCUCUUUGGCAGGAAGCCUUUAGAUCCGUGGAAGACAUCCAUGGCUUGAUGAGCAUGGUGAAGAAAACACCGAAACCAUCUGUUCUGGUUGUGUAUUAUGCUAAGUUAACUGAAAUAUUCUGGAUAUCUGAUUGCCACUUGUACCAUGCGUAUGCGUGGCUUAAGCUUUUCAACUUGCAGAAGAGCUACAAUAAGAACUUGUCUCAAAAGGACCUUCAACUAAUAGCCUCUUCUGUUUUACUGGCUGCUCUUGCUGUGUCGCCAUAUGACCAUAAAUAUGGUGCAUCCCAUCUUGAGCUUGAAAAUGAAAAAGAUCGCAAUCUAAGGAUAGCCAAUCUUGUCAAUUUCUCCCUUGACUCCAAGCGUGAGAAUAGAGAAGUGCCUUCGAGAGCAUCGCUUCUUUCUGAGUUGGCUGCCAAAGGGGUUAUUUCCUGUGCUUCCCAAGAAGUCAAAGAUUUAUACAACCUUUUGGAACAUGAGUCUCUUCCUCUGGAUCUCGUAUCCAAAGUACAACCAAUGCUCUCCAAGAUUGCAAAGACUGGAGGGAAGCUUUCAUCAGCUCCUUCAGUUCCAGAAGUUUUUUUGUCGCAGUACCUUCCUGCAUUGGAAAAGCUGACAACCCUGAGGGUCUUGCAACAGGCUUCACAGAUAUUUCAAUCUGUAAAAAUUGAUAUGCUCUCAAAGAUGAUACCAUUCUUUGACUUUUCUGUUGUCGAGAAGAUUUCUGUUGAUGCUGUUAAACACAAUUUUGUUGCUAUGAAAGUCAACCAUUUGUCAGGAGCUGUUCAUUUUGGUAAUAUGGACACUGAAUCUGAUUGUCUCAGUAAUCACCUUAGUGUUUUGGCUGAGUCUCUUAAUAAAGCAAGGAGUCUUAUCCAACCACCUGUGAAGAAGCCAUCCAAACUUGGCAAAAACUUAACAAGUCUUGCUGGAGUAGUGGAGAACGAACACAGACGGCUUCUUGCGAGGAAAUCAAUUAUUGAAAAACGCAAAGAAGACCUUGAGCGUCAAAUAUUGGAAAAGGAGAAGGAAGAGGAAUUAAAGAGAUUGAGUACGCUGAAGAAAUCUGCUGAUGAUGAAAGGUUAAGGCUUCUCAAUGAUGUAAGAUUAAGGGAGCAGGAGAGGAUUCGCCAAUCUAUGCUUGAAAAAGAGAAGAAGGAAGCAGAAGAAAUGCUUGCAACAAAGAUAAAUAAAAAUAAGAAAGGGAAAAAGCCUGUCAUUCUGGGGGAUGUUACUAAGCAGGCUGUUAUGGAAUUAGCCAUGAAUGAGCAGGUGAAGGAGCGUCAAGAGUUGGAGAAAAAACUGCAAAAGAUUGCUAAACAAAUGGAUUACUUGGAGAGGGCGAAGAGGGAGGAAGAGGCACCACUGAUUGAACAAGCUUUCCAAAAGCGCCUUGAAGUAGAGAAAAUCCUUCACGAGCAAGAGCAACUGAGGGAGAUUGAGCUCAGCAAGCAGCACCAUGCUGGUGACCUGCAGGAGAAGAACAGACUUUCUCGAAUGUUGGAUCAUAAGAAUGUUUUCCAGGAGAGAAUUGUCCAGCGUCGUGAAUCUGAGUUUAGUCGACUAAAGAAAGAGAGGGAUGAAAAGACAAGUCAAUUGAUAUCAUCAAGGAAGCGUGAAAGAGAUACAGUGCGGAAGUUAAUGUAUCAUCUGAACCUGGAGGAGCAGCGCAUUGAAAGGCUUCGUGAGGAAGAGGAAGCUAGAAAACGUGAAGAGGAAGAGAGGAGAAAGAGAGAGGAAGCCGAAAGGAAGGCUAAGCUUGAUGCAAUUGCAGCCAAGCAGCUGCAGAGAGAGAGGGAGAUGGAAGAGAAGGAAAGACAGAGAAGGGAGGCUCUGUUUGGAAAAGGAGCUGGAGCUGGUGCUGGUGCUGAGCCUGCAGCGCGCACACCUGAUGCUGCUCCGGUUGCACAGCCAGCACAGCCGGUUGCUGCACCGGCCGCUGCGGCUGCUGCUGCAGCUCCUGGUAAGUAUGUCCCAAAGUUCAAACGAGGUGGUGAUAGUGGCAGUGGUGUUGGCAGCCAGAGACCGACCGCUGCACCUGAACAAGAUCGUUGGGGUUCACGUGAUGAUCGCCCGCGCCCUGAUAUCCGUCCGCUACGCCAAGAUAAUGAUAUGCGUCCGCUCCGCCAGGAUGCACCCCCUGCUCGCCAAGAUCCUCCGGCCGGCCAGGGUGGUCCUGUGCCCACAUGGCGUGGAUCAAGAUUCUCCUCAAGUUCGUCGUCUUCAUCAACCUGGAGCAGCAGCAGGCCUCGCAACUAAAGCCGUCUGCUUUCAAAUGUGGUCUCUGCUACGUUGAGAUUUUUUUGUUGCUGUCCAGGGCCAUUGCUGAGAUAUGCCUGCUUAAUAUUCUGAGAAGCAUGGUUGAACAUUUGACUGUUUGCGCUCGUAAAAUUUUGGAGUUAGGACUUGUGCCAGGGCAAUAGCACCUUUCCUAAUUUAUGUUAAAUGUUUGUUUCGUUGCAAUUGCUUCAUGCAUACUGGAUCGCUACUUGUUAAGUUUGUCCAAACUAUGAUGGCUGUUAGUAAUACUCGAAUAUUGUCCAAGUUUUUGCUCGUUUCUACAUUGCCGGCUAGGGCAAUUGACCCUA